GUGAGCACCCUGGUCGUGUUCGUGUUGUUGGUCGAGGUGUGGGGAUUCGACAAUUCUUUGGAUCUCAUUCUCGUAAAUGUUCAUAUACUCUGCCCGUUAUGAAUAAAGACCAAAUAGAGACCAUAAAGGCUGAGCUUACUAAAGAUAUUAGAGAACAAGUGAUGCGGGAUAUAUCAUCUUUGCCAGCUUUCUCUCAAAAAUACCCAAAUGAUCCAGUUUGUUCUCCUAAUACCACUCUACAAUAUGCGAGCGCAAAGGGUAGUUGUUCAGGGGUGCCUUAUAUGCCAGAUGAUGAUGAUGAAGGUGAUAUUCCCGAAGAGUGUGAAUUGUAUAUUGACGGAAACACUCAUGUAGUGGCAUAUGCUAAUGUGUAUAGGUUGGGGCCGAAUAUACAUAAUUAGGUGUUGAAUACUGAUAUGGUGAGAGUGUCUAUUACCAAGGUGAUAUAUCCAAAUGCUAAAGUACUUGUGCCCACGGGUGAGGUUACGACGGUUGGUGAUGCCCCGAAUACUUUCAUUCAAUGGCCGAAAAGACUUUUGCAACUUACUUCUAAUAAGAAAUAUGAUCCCCCUCCGAAAAAGUCGGAACCUAUAUGUCAAAAACUGGUGGUAAAGGCAAUGUACAUGGAUCAAACUUUGAAGUUUAAUGGUGAAUCCGGUGGGAAAAAUGCCUUUAUAGAGCUCCCUAGAGAAGACAUUGUAGACUUUUAUAUGGGUACAAAAGAAUUAGGCAUCACUAUUUUGCAAGUGUGGCUCGUAUAUCUACACCGCCUCGGUAUGGAGUUGGGCAACAAUACCGUUUAUGGAUUUAUGGAUCCGCAUUUAACUCAUAGUCAAAAUGAGCGCGGUAGUGUUCAGUCCUACAUACAAAAGAAGAUGUGUGAUUAUAUGAAAGAAUGUUACCUUGCUCCUUAUUUCAACAAUCAUCAUUGGCAAUUGUUCAUCAUUAAUCCUCAAAAGUUUGAAGUAGCCUUUCUAUGUUCAUUGGGAAAGAAGCCAGACAAAAAAAUCUAUGACAUUGUUGAAAUGAAAACUGUAGAGCUUUGGGUGCUUAUAAUAAGUUACAACGUGUGAGAAAGCA
Vicia villosa (hairy vetch) is the source of this 1080-nucleotide messenger RNA. RefSeq lists its product as uncharacterized. The coding region runs from base 417 to 1073 and encodes 218 amino acids. The transcript has 5 exons. The record is from RefSeq and is a predicted model, not a curated record. NCBI's taxonomy places the organism in Eukaryota, Viridiplantae, Streptophyta, Magnoliopsida, Fabales, Fabaceae.